This is a messenger RNA of Zophobas morio, 544 nucleotides long. RefSeq lists its product as uncharacterized. The transcript has 2 exons. The record is from RefSeq and is a predicted model, not a curated record. Lineage: Eukaryota; Metazoa; Arthropoda; Insecta; Coleoptera; Tenebrionidae. The coding region runs from base 114 to 521 and encodes 135 amino acids.
GUUGGGCAAAUCGUUAUCUAAAUUUAUUGCCUAAAUCCUAUGUAGUGUCAAAAGAACGAUGGAAAAAGUCGUCCCAAUUAGUGCGACACAACACACUAAAAGGUCUAUUCAAUAUGGGCCAAAAGCACUCCAAACGUCCCAAGAAGCCAACAUCUCAGCCGGAAGUGACUGAAAUUAUAGAACUGAAUGAUAAUCAAAGCGAACUAGAUGACGAUAGCGAGAUCGUUAGCGACCCUAGACAAACCGAACAGAUCGUAUAUCCACUUGCAUUAAAGCAAGUGAUGGAUUCCGUGGAGUUGAUAGAAAAGUCCAUUGAUGUCAUGACUUCUUCCCAAAUGGAUCUCUACUACGCCACUUUAAAAGACGACCUGCACAAUUACUGGCGAAGAGCGUACGAUCUGGCGGACAACGGGGACGCAGCCAUCAAAUCGAAAAAAAUUGAAGCGAUUGAACGCGUAAAAACCGCGCUGAAAAGACUGAACGGAAAAGUUUUAAUGAACGGACAUGCUGUGCAUAAUUAAAUUUAAUAAAUUUUUUUGCGUUA